CACAAGUUUUAAUAAGAAAUUAACAAAAGCAUACCAGGAUCAUACAAACAUAGCCAAAGAUACCAUACAGUGGUAUCGAGAUCACAACAUUGUAUAAUAUAAAUAUGGAAGUUAUAUGACAGCAAUUAAAAUUAUUUCUGAGUAUAUCUGAUUAUAUUUGAUUGUUUCAUUAAAAAUUCUAAAGUUAUGAGAAUUAUACAAGGUAAAAAAACAAACCAUAACAAAACAUUAGAAAUGGACACAGCAACAUUUGUACCACAUACAAAAUAUGAAAUACAAACUUAAUGGACAAUUUUAUCAACAACACCUGUACAGGUGUUACACAUCAACAUCACCUUUACAGGUGUAACACAUCAACAACACCUGUACAGAUGUAACACAUCAACAUCACCUGUACAGGUGUUACACAUCAACAUCACCUUUACAGGUGUUACACAUCAACAUCACCUGUACAGGUGUUACACAUCAACAUCACCUUUACAGAUGUUACACAUCAACAUCACCUGUACAGGUGUUACACAUCAACAACACCUGUACAGGUGUUACACAUCAACAUCACCUGUACAGGUGUUACACAUCAACGACAUCUGUACAGGUGUUACACAUCAACGACAUCUGUACAGGUGUUACACAUCAACAUCAUCUGUACAGGUGUUACACAUCAACAACACCUGUACAGGUGUUACACAUCAACAUCAUCUGUACAGGUGUUACACAUCAACAACACCUGUACAGGUGUUACACAUCAACAUCACCUUUACAGAUGUUACACAUCAACAUCACCUGUACAGGUGUUACACAUCAACAUCACCUGUACAGGUGUUACACAUCAACAUCACCUGUACAGGUGUUACACAUCAAUGACACCUGUACAGAUGUUACACAUCAACAUCACCUGUACAGGUGUUACACAUCAACAACACCUGUACAGGUGUUACACAUCAACAUCACCUGUACAGGUGUUACACAUCAACGACAUCUGUACAGGUGUUACACAUCAACAUCACCUUUACAGAUGUUACACAUCAACAUCACCUGUACAGGUGUUACACAUCAACGACAUCUGUACAGGUGUUACACAUCAACAUCAUCUGUACAGGUGUUACACAUCAACAACACCUGUACAGGUGUUACACAUCAACAUCAUCUGUACAGGUGUUACACAUCAACAACACCUGUACAGGUGUUACACAUCAACAUCACCUUUACAGAUGUUACACAUCAACAUCACCUGUACAGGUGUUACACAUCAACAUCACCUGUACAGGUGUUACACAUCAACGACACCUGUACAGGUGUUACACAUCAACGACAUCUGUACAGGUGUUACACAUCAACGACAUCUGUACAGGUGUUACACAUCAACAUCAUCUGUACAGGUGUUACACAUCAACAACACCUGUACAGGUGUUACACAUCAACAUCAUCUGUACAGGUGUUACACAUCAACAACACCUGUACAGGUGUUACACAUCAACAUCACCUUUACAGAUGUUACACAUCAACAUCACCUGUACAGGUGUUACACAUCAACAUCACCUGUACAGGUGUUACACAUCAACAUCACCUGUACAGGUGUUACACAUCAAUGACACCUGUACAGGUGUUACACAUCAACAACACCUGUACAGAUGUUACACAUCAACGACACCUGUACAGGUGUUACACAUCAAUGACACCUGUACAGGUGUUACACAUCAACAACAUCUGUUGGAUACCACCAGUGGAUAGUGGAUACCACCAGUGGAUACUACAAGUAGAUACCAUCAGUGGAUACUACAAGUGGAUACCACCAGUGGAUACCACCAGUGGAUACCACAAAUGGAUAGUGGAUACCACCAGUAAAUACAACCAGUUGAUACAACAAGUGGAUACCAUCAGUGGAUACCACCAGUAUAUACCACUACUGGUUACCACCAGUGGAUACCAUCAGUGGAUAGAACCAGUGGAUACCAUCAGUGGAUACAACCAGUAG
Molecule: messenger RNA, 1975 nt
Organism: Pecten maximus
Lineage: Eukaryota; Metazoa; Mollusca; Bivalvia; Pectinida; Pectinidae
Exons: 3
Coding region: 764-1975 (403 amino acids)
Source: RefSeq, a predicted model, not a curated record